AUGCAGCCUCCACCCAGGAAGGUUAAGGAGAGCCAGCAGAUGAAGUUGGUGUUUUCAGAACAGCUGAGCAAACUGCAGGGCAAACAGCAUCAGGACACUGAGCUUCUGGAGGAAAUCAGGACCUUCAGUAAGCAGCGAGCAGCUAUAGAGAAAGAGUACGGUCAGGCUCUUCAGAGGUUAGCUGUCCAGCACCAGAAAAGAGACUGGCAACGAGGAAACACAGAUGCCACCGCCUCUGGGAGUGUGUUUGGUGUGUGGCGGUCAGUGGUAGAUGCUACAGCUCAGUCUGCCGCAUCGCGACUAGCUGCUGCAGAGGAGUACCGCCGCCUGAUUGGACAGGUCUCCAGAAGUCUUCGCAAUGCAAAGGACAUCCGAGCUAAGAGAGGUCUGGAGGGGCUGCAGAGGGUCCAGGGGGAGCUGGUGGAUGCUCUGAGGGAGCUGCAGCGCUUCAAGAAGAGCUACCACCAGCUGAGUCACAUCACCACUGUCGCCAGAGAGAAGUCAGCUGAUGCACAAACCAGGGCCAGAAAGAGUGAACAUGGGAUCUUCCACUUUAAGACAGGACUACAAAAGAUGACUGCUAAGCUCAGCGCCAGGUUGAGGGAGUGUGACGAUCGUCUGACUGAAGCUCGUAACGAGUAUCUGCUGGCUUUAUCAGCAGUCAACGGCCAUCACCAACACUACUAUUCCAACGACUUACCACACAUUAUGGAGCAAAUGGACGGUGAUGUUUAUGAUGACUUGAGAGGCCACUUCACCCUGCUGUGUGGGACAGAGAUGGACACUUGUCUCAGAACACACAAACAGUUCAGCACCAUAUGGGACAGUGUUGCUAAGGUGACCAGAGAGAGAAAUGUGCUGCAGUUUCUCCAAGAGUCUGUCUCCUUCAGCAAAACACCUGAAUUCACCUUCCAGCCCGCUCCAGGUGACAAGGUGUCCACUCUACAGGAGCUCAGCGCUUCAGAAGCAGACGGCUGCCUGGUGAGGGAGGCUAAGAAGUGGGCUACAAAAGCUGCCAAAGACUACAAGAUCAUCACACACGGAGAGAGAGCUCUGCAGACGUUAGAGAGUCGGUUGAAGCUCUUAUCUGGGGACACGUGCCUCAGUGUAGAGCAGAAGAUAGCAGAGGUGCAGGACAGUGUGAGGAAAGCCAAGCUAAGCAGGCUGAAGGCAGAGGCUCGUCUGGCUCUGCUGUCAGACUGCGUCACAGGAAUCGAGCAGUGGCUUCACAACGCCAUGACCCAGGCAGAGGAGGAGCUGGAGAGGGAGAGACGCCUCAGUGAACAGAGGAAGUCUACUGAGGACUUUUCAGAGGAUGAGUUUGAGCUGACUGACUUUGAGGACUAUGAUGAUGAGAACGGAGACAUCUUUGCAGACCCAGUGUCAGCCUCUGGAGUGUGUAUCUACCCGGCAGCCUGCAGAGUUAUCUACAACUACCAGGCUAGCCAGCUAGAUGAGCUGUCAAUCAUUGAAGGGGAGGAGCUUCAAGUGGUUGAGGAUGGAGACAUGGAGGACUGGCUGAAGGUGUGUAACUCGUGUGGUCAGGUGGGGUAUGUUCCUGAGCGCUAUGUGCAGUUCCUCUGUCUACCAGCAGAGGGCGCCUCUCAUCUCGAGGGUUCUUUCAGCUCCAUCUCAUCCAGCGGGACCAAAGAGAGGGCAGGGAGCAGAGGUGUAGCCAGAGCUCUGUACUCCUACCAGGCCCAGAGUGCAGAGGAGCUGUCCUUCCAGGAGGGAGCGCUGAUCCACCUGAUCCGCUGUCGACACGCAGAGGUGGACGAUGGCUUCUGGGAGGGAGAGCUGAACGGGCGGGUCGGGGUUUUCCCAUCCUUGGUGGUAGAGCUGCUCCACGAUGAAAGAGAGGAGGAGGAUAAGGAGGAAGAGUCUCUCCUCACCCCAACCAUGCCUCCCUUCUCCCCCUCCAGCCCGAGCCCCACUAACCCUGGCUGUAGCUCAGCCCUUAGUGCUACCCCCCCUAGCUGUGAGGAGGACACACAGCAGGUAUUUGCAGACAACACAGCAGAGCCUGAAGGCAGCAGCCACAGCUCUCCAGACUUCUCCGGCGGCCGGCUAAGACCAUGUCGAGCGCCUCCUCCUCCUCCAACACACAAGCGUUCUCCUCAGCCCUGAGACUGUGUGUUUACAGGAAUACAGGACGUGUGAGGACCAGAAGAAAUCUGUAAUUGUGACUUUAUUGUAGCAUCUAACAAAAACUGUAAUUUGUUUGUUUGUAUUUGUGAGUAUUUAUCAGUGGUAAGGAACUUAAAGCAGGAAGACGUGUCACCUCAAUGUGAGCAGCAACAAUAAGCUGUUAGAAGUCUUGCUUUAAAAAUGUAACUUAAAGGUGGGGUAGGUCAUU
Molecule: messenger RNA, 2356 nt
Organism: Trematomus bernacchii (emerald rockcod)
Lineage: Eukaryota; Metazoa; Chordata; Actinopteri; Perciformes; Nototheniidae
Product: F-BAR and double SH3 domains protein 1-like
Exons: 21
Coding region: 1-2127 (708 amino acids)
Biological process (GO): regulation of actin filament polymerization; neuromuscular synaptic transmission
Cellular component (GO): recycling endosome; neuromuscular junction
Molecular function (GO): protein binding
Source: RefSeq, a predicted model, not a curated record